CGCUGACAAACAAUUUAUACAGCCGAAUAUUUGCUGCUGCUGUUCUGAAGUGAGUAGGUGCGAUCAAUUAAAUCGAAGACUCAGUAUUGUUUUUGGAAGCCGUGGUGAUAGUAGUAAGUGAAGUCUAAAGAUUUCAUCUAUUUUUGGGAUUUCAAAAAAAAGACAUUGUAUAUUUGUUAAACAUGAACAUAGCAGACACUGUUCAACAACUUCACACUGCAUUUGCAACAGGAAAAACUAGAAAUGUCGAAUUUAGGGAGAAACAACUCAAGAAUUUACUGCGAAUGUACGAAGAGAACCAUGACAAAAUGGCAAGAGUUUUGGCUCAGGACCUUCGGAAGCACAAGCAGGAGGCCUAUCUGAUGGAAAUUGACUACAUGAUAAACGAUCUGCGCAGCAUCAUAUUCAACCUUCGUGACUGGGCCAAGCCAGAGAAACCGAAGAAGACUUUCGUGAACAUGAUGGACGAAGUCAAGAUUUACAAUGAUCCGUACGGAGUUGUGUUGGUCAUCGGCGCGUGGAACUAUCCUCUGCAAGUGACACUAGUGCCGGUGGCUGCUGCUAUGGCUGCAGGUAACUGCGUCCUGAUCAAGCCCAGCGAAGUGGCUCCAGCUACGUCAAAGUUCAUAGCUGAGACCAUUCCAAAAUAUUUGGAUCAGGAGUGCUAUCGGGUAAUAGAAGGCGGAGUAAAGGAAACUUCGGAGAUUUUAAAACAGAAGUUUGAUCACGUCUUCUACACUGGAUCAGGUCGGGUUGGUAAGAUUAUUCACCAGGCAUGCUCCGAAAGCCUGACACCGUGUACACUUGAGCUGGGAGGCAAGAGUCCGUGCUACUUGGACAGUUCAGCAGAUAUUCCUAUUGCCACCAGACGAAUUCUGUGGGGCAAAUUUGUCAAUGUAGGUCAAACUUGCAUUGCUCCGGAUUAUGUUCUUUGUACGAAGGAUGUCCAGAAUAAGUUCCUGCAAGAGGCUACCUCAGUUCUAAAAGAAUGGUACGGAGAGAAUCCCCGACAAAGUCCAGAUUUAAGUCGCAUCAUCAAUGAGCAACAUUUUAAGCGUUUGAGUGCCAUGCUGCAGGGGGCAAAUGUAGCAAUUGGUGGAGAGACUGAUGCCAAUGACAAAUACAUCGCUCCAACUAUCGUAGUAGAUGCGAAAGACACAGAUUUGGUUAUGCAGGAUGAGAUAUUUGGUCCAAUUUUACCCAUCGUUAAUGUACAGAAUGCUUAUGAGGCUAUUCAGUUCAUCAAUUCUCGAGACAAGCCAUUGGCAAUGUACCUUUUCAGUAAAAACCAGGCGGACAGAGAGUUGAUCAUUUCAAACACAUCCUGCGGUGGAAUCUGUGUCAACGAUACUAUGGGACACUUUGCAGUUGAGACCCUGCCGUUCGGAGGUGUGGGCCCCAGUGGAAUGGGAUCCUAUCAUGGAAAGUAUGGGUUCGACACGUUUACGCACAAAAAAUCUUGCUUGGUGAAGAAUUUCAGUCCAGUUGGCGAGAAGUUGGCUUCGUCACGUUACCCUCCAUACUCCGACAAAAAACUGUCAUUCUUGAGCAUGUUGCUGAAGAAAAGACAAGGUUUUUCGUUAAAUUUACUACCAUACGCUCUAAUGUUUGGACUCGGAGUUGCUUCCGCAAUGCUCGUUAGAACCAUUUCAGAGAAGGAUGCCUAAGAGGUUAAUUGUAUGGAAAUUUCCAGCUAUUUUAGUAUCUAGGGAGUUGUAAAUAUAUACUACAAAAAUUG
Messenger RNA from Aedes albopictus (Asian tiger mosquito), 1738 nucleotides. Its product is annotated as aldehyde dehydrogenase, dimeric NADP-preferring. The record is from RefSeq and is a predicted model, not a curated record. NCBI's taxonomy places the organism in Eukaryota, Metazoa, Arthropoda, Insecta, Diptera, Culicidae. The transcript is spliced from 10 exons. Gene Ontology annotation, cellular component: cytoplasm. Gene Ontology annotation, molecular function: aldehyde dehydrogenase (NAD+) activity. Gene Ontology annotation, biological process: aldehyde metabolic process. Bases 183 to 1667 code for a protein of 494 amino acids.